AUGGGGUUCUCGUCAUUUAGUACUUUACCAUGCCUUAAAGUAGAGUAUGAAGCCGAACAGCCUCAAUUUCCAGAUGUUCCUGAAUCAAAACAUGGAUCUGUGUCUUUGGAAGCAGGAAUAUUGCAGCCAUUACGUAUGGAACAAUUUUAUUCAGCCGCUGCAGCUGAUACUGUUGUCCAACAGUUGCUUCCCAUACCCGAGGCAGCCCCCUUUCCAGAACCACCUGAUCCAAAAACAUGUUCUACUCGAGAAUACUUAGAGUAUUACAUAUUUCCAGUACUCUUACCCGGAAUGACUGAACUUCUGCAUCGAGCAGAGAAGGAAAAGUGUUUUGAGAGAAAAAGGACCAAAUUUAUUGCCUGUGAUUUCCUAACUGAGUGGUUAUACAACAAGAACCCAAAGAAGAAAGAUGAAUCAUUCACAGAAUUUUUUUCCAUUCCUUUUGUUACUGACUGGCUAAAGGACCAUCCUAGGCCACCAAUUCCUCUCUCUCUCCUUCUAUCAGAAGAAGAAGCAAGCAUAGUAAUUCAGUCUUUCUGGAGAGGUUAUCGGGUCCGCUGCGAUAGUGAAAUACAAGAGCUACGUCAGUGGCAAAAGCAGCUGAGAGAGGACAAAAACAUUAUUAAAAAAGUGAAAGAAUUCUGGGCUAAGCAGGAAGCCAAAGUUGUAUUAAGAAAUGGGACACACCGUAAGACACGAAUCACGAGCAAAAAGGCAAUGUCUGUUGGAAAUGCCUGGAUGUUUUACAGUCACUACUUACUCUAA
This is a messenger RNA of Nipponia nippon (crested ibis), 765 nucleotides long. NCBI's taxonomy places the organism in Eukaryota, Metazoa, Chordata, Aves, Pelecaniformes, Threskiornithidae. The record is from RefSeq and is a predicted model, not a curated record.